This is a messenger RNA of Olea europaea var. sylvestris, 450 nucleotides long. RefSeq names its product growth-regulating factor 7-like. Gene Ontology annotation, molecular function: ATP binding. The coding region runs from base 1 to 450 and encodes 149 amino acids. The record is from RefSeq and is a predicted model, not a curated record. Gene Ontology annotation, biological process: developmental process; DNA-templated transcription; regulation of DNA-templated transcription. Gene Ontology annotation, cellular component: nucleus. The transcript is spliced from 4 exons. Lineage: Eukaryota; Viridiplantae; Streptophyta; Magnoliopsida; Lamiales; Oleaceae.
AUGGAGAUAAGUGGGGGCUCCGUGCAUGAAAUUAUAAUGUGUGGAUUAGUUAAACCCGGAAGGAAAUAUGGGAAUGAAUUGGCUGCAAAUAAGGGGUAUCCUUUUACAUCUGCACAAAGGAAGGAACUAGAAAGACAAGCCAUGAUCUAUAACUACAUGAUGGCAUCUAUGCCUAUGCCUCCUGAUCUUCCCUUUCAUGCACAAUCAAACCUUUCAAUUUCCUUGUUUGAGUGUAGUGACUGGUCAUCUCGAAAGGUGCAAGCAACGGAUGGCGAGAAAUGGAGGUGCUCAAGAGAUGUGCCCCAUGACAAAUACUGUGAGUGCCAGAAAAGGCCUUCCUGUUCAAGAAAGCCUGUGGAAAUCAAGAACAAUGCCACCGGCAAUAACGAGAAGAAAAGCCCCCUUUUGUUUAAUCCGAAAACUGAUCUGUAUUUCUACAUCCUCCGGUAA